Messenger RNA from Pecten maximus, 1516 nucleotides. Its product is annotated as transcription factor Sp9-like. The coding region runs from base 91 to 1389 and encodes 432 amino acids. Lineage: Eukaryota; Metazoa; Mollusca; Bivalvia; Pectinida; Pectinidae. The transcript is spliced from 2 exons. The record is from RefSeq and is a predicted model, not a curated record. Gene Ontology annotation, molecular function: RNA polymerase II cis-regulatory region sequence-specific DNA binding; DNA-binding transcription factor activity, RNA polymerase II-specific. Gene Ontology annotation, biological process: regulation of transcription by RNA polymerase II.
ACAGCCCUACACACGUUUUAUGUACUACACGUUCUGAUAAAUGUUUGUAGCGAGACAGACAGAGUGUGCAUCAGCUGGAUUCCUGUUAGUAUGACUGCGACGCUCCUGGGGGACGCUCAUCCUUUUGGAGGCACGCCUUUGGCUAUGCUAGCAGCGCAGUGUAACAAAAUCAACGACAAAAGUCCCCCGCCUCUGGCGGAUGCUGCGGUUGGUAAAGGCUUUCAUCCCUGGAAACGGUCCCCUCCCAUCAUGAGCGCUCCUUGUCCUAUUACACUGAACUCUCAGAGAAUGUCUGCUUUGACAAGUUCUCCAAACUGUUCAUCUUCUGGAUACACAUAUGCUAGAGGUACGACCAGUUCUAGUUGUACGGGUACAGGUUACGGAAGUGACGUUUUAUACCCUGUGCCAAGUACACAUGCACAAACGGAAAAUACUCAGUCAUCGUUAUUACACAAAAUGCAUUGUGAGAGCGGAUUGAACGGUUCUACACUGAGUUCAAUGUACUCAAGGGUACCCGGUGUGACCACCCACCCUUACGAAAAUUGGCCAUUCAAUGUAGCAGGAACUAAUACCCAUGGUAUCAAAACGGAAAUGACUUCAUCAGUCAAUCACGCGUCGUCAUGGUGGGAUAUGCAUUCGAAUCCGUCCAACUGGCUGACAGAUAUGACAGGAACCGCGUCUGGACUUCAUUCACAGAUAUCAGCUAACUAUUCCGGCACAGAGUAUCCAUUGAACCAUCCUCUUAGUUCGGGAUCUGGCCCUUUCCUAUCGUCAGGGCAACAUCUUCUACAAGACUCUUACAAAUCCAUGUUACCAACACAAAGUGACAUUGGUGCGUCAUCGGUUCCCAACUUCCUGUCGCGUCCCGCAAUAUCCGGUGUUCCUGGAUCGCGUUCAUCAAGACGUUACAGUGGUCGGCCCUCUUGUGAUUGCCCUAACUGUCAAGAGGCUGAAAGACUCGGACCAGCUGGUGCUCAUCUUAGGAAGAAAAACGUUCAUAGUUGUCAUAUUCCCGGAUGUGGAAAGGUUUAUGGGAAAUCUUCACAUUUAAAGGCUCAUUUAAGAUGGCACACAGGCGAACGUCCUUUUGUGUGUAACUGGCUUUUCUGUGGGAAACGUUUCACACGCUCGGACGAGUUACAGCGUCACUUGCGCACGCACACCGGAGAAAAAAGAUUCGCAUGUCCUGUAUGUAAUAAAAGAUUCAUGCGCAGUGACCAUUUAGCAAAACAUGCGAAAACGCAUGCUGAUGGAAAGUCGGGAAGUGGGUCCGACUCCGAGAACAGCAAAGAUGCAUCCAGCCUGAAGGCAGCUAAGCAAGCUAUCGUAGCCGGAUCUAACAACACAGGAAUGAACAGUAUGCAAAUAAAGAACGUGGCAAUGAAAUAACAAAAAUAGAUAUUUAAAUUACAUUUAGUCUUUUCCUCUGAUGUCAAAGGUGAUUGUUGGAUAUUCUGUAUUGGAUAAAUGUGCUUUGAGUAUUCAUUUUAAUUUGUGAAUAAAUUUAUAAACUGUA